UGGCAGAUUUGGAUCCGGAGAUGUUCUGAAGAACCGAACCGCCUGUCUGAAUGGAUCCUGAUCCACUCUGCCGCCACGGUGCUUCCUACAUUCCGUUUUUCAGUCCAUAGAUGGGGCCGUGGUUCCUCCGCAGAACGUUGCUGCACGCUGCGCGCACGUGUGAGCGCUCGUGUGCGUCCGGAGGAGGAGAGCGGCGGUCAGGCGCGCGGAUGAACGCACCUUUGUUUUUCUCGGAGCCCACAGCCGUCUCGCGUCUUCAUGUCGGACUCCUGCACGACCUGAACGCGCAGCUUUAUUUCCCCCUGAUCCGGGUCCGGAUCCAGCAGAGGAACCUCGGGCUCCCACCGCUGCAGGAACUUUCUGGGAUUCUUAUUUCCUCGCGCAGACUUUCGGAGUGAAAGCGGCCGCCAUGGCCACCCUGAGGGGGGGUUGGAUCUGGAUGCUUCUCUGCUUUCCAAACGUGAGAUGUAACGCUGAUCCAGGCCUGUCAGCAGAUCCAGAUGUUCUUCCAGAAGCUCAGAGUGGAGCUGCACCUACAGCCGAAGGUUAUUUCCUGGAAUUCCAGGAACCAGUCAACAACAUCACCCACUUCCAGGGUCAGACCGCCACGCUGCACUGCAGAGUCACAGGAAACCCUCGACCAUCCAUCCGCUGGCUGAAGAAUGACGCUCCCGUGGUCCAGGAGCAGGGACGCAUCAGCAUCCGGAGGACGGAGGCUGGGUCAAAGCUCCGCAUCCAGGACCUGGACACCACAGACACCGGUUACUAUCAGUGUGUCGCCUCCAACUCGCUGAAGGCCAUCUCUGCUACGGGCGUCCUCUACGUCAAACUGGGACAGAUGCCGACUCUCGGACCAGACGAACCUUCGAGUACCAAAGGUUUCUGCCAGCCGUAUCGAGGUAUCGCCUGCGCUCGCUUCAUCGGUAACCAGAGCAUCUACGUUGAGUCUCUGCAGACUCAGGGGGAGAGGGAGAACCGCAUCACAGCGGCCUUCACUAUGAUUGGCACCUCCACCCACCUAUCAGAUCAGUGCUCCAGGUUUGCCAUCCCAUCCUUCUGCUACUUCGUCUUCCCUCUGUGUGACGAGGGUUCUCGGCUUCCUCGGCGCCGCCAGCUUUGUCAAGAUGAAUGCGAGGCUCUGGAGAACAACAUUUGCCAUGCAGAGUACACCAUUGCCCGGUCCAACCCCAUGAUCCUCAUGCAGCUGGAGCUGCCCAGCUGCCACCUGCUGCCACGGACGGGCACCGCCGAAGCUGCUUCCUGUAUCAGGAUAGGAGUCCCACCAGAGAAACUGGGCCCAUAUUCUCCCUCCGAUCACAGCUGCUACAAUGGAAGUGGGGCGGACUACAGAGGAACCGUCAGCGUUACGAAAUCCGGACACCUCUGCCAGCCAUGGAGCGCUCAGUUUCCUCACAGUCACCACCUCUCCCAGGAAUACCCCGAGCUCUGGGGAAGUCACAACUUCUGCCGGAACCCAGGAGGCCAGAUGCAGGCGCCCUGGUGCUUCACUCUGGACCCGCAGGUCAGGAUGGACCUGUGUGACAUCUCUCCCUGCAAACCUCCAGAGAACCCGAGGAAGGAGAUCCUUUUCAUCCUCAUCCCUGCAGUGUCCAUCCCACUGCUCAUUGCUUGCCUUUUUUUCCUGGUUUGCAUGUGUCGAAAUAAACAAAAGGCUUCAAGUAUCACACCACCUCGCUGCCAGCUCAGCAUCUCACCCAGCCAGGACAUGGAGCUGGGCCUCCUCAGUCAGCAAAAACCCCAGGCCAAGCUCCGCGAGAUCAACAUGACGGCGGUACGAUUCAUGGAGGAGCUUGGCGAGGACCGGUUUGGUAUGGUGUACAAGGGCCAUCUGUACGGCACCGCUCCAGCUGAGCAGACUCAGGUUGUGGCCAUCAAGACUUUAAAGGACAAAGCUGACGGCAGUCUUUGUGAGGAGUUUCGCCAUGAAGCCAUGACCCGCUUUCACCUGCAGCACCAAAAUAUUGUUAGUUUGAUCGGUGUGGUCACUAAAGAGCAGCCAAUGAGGAUGAUAUUCACCUACUCCAGUCUCGGCGACCUGCAUGAGUAUCUAGUGAUGCGUUCGCCUAACUCAGAUGUUGGAAGUUCUGAUGAUGACAAAACAACCAAAUCCACCCUGGAGCAGGCAGAUUUCCUCCAUGUUAUCACUCAGAUUGCUGCUGGAAUGGAGUACCUGUCCAGCAACCAAGUUGUCCAUAAAGACCUGGCUGCCCGGAACAUUCUGGUCUUUGACAAACUCAGUAUUAAGAUCCUGGAUCUGGGCCUGUUCAGAGAUGUCUACUCUGCCGAUUACUACAAUCUUAUGGGAACAAGUCCUUUCCCCAUUCGUUGGAUGUCCCCAGAAGCGAUCAUGUACGGCAAGUUUUCCACGGAUUCGGACAUCUGGUCUUACGGGGUGUUGCUAUGGGAGACAUUCAGCUAUGGUCUUCAGCCAUAUUGUGGCUACUCCAACCAGGAUGUGAUAGAGAUGGUACGCAGCCACCAGUUACUGCUUUGCCCAGACGACUGCCCAGCUUGGAUCUACACCCUCAUGUUGGAGUGCUGGAGUGAAUUCCCAGCAAGAAGGCCUCGCUUCAAGGAUAUCCAUGCACGUCUGCGCUCCUGGGACAGCCUCUCCAACUAUACCAGCCCUGCCCAGACCUGUGGUACCAGCAAUACUACCCAGACCAGCUCUCUCAGCACCAGCCCUGUUAGCAACAUUAGCAUGAACACAGCAAAUGCAUCACGCUACACCAGCCCUAAAAAGAGUUCACCAUUCCAUCAACCCCAGUUCGUGUCAAUGAAGGGUCCACUGCAUCGACCAAUAGUUUCACCACAGCUAUACAUCCCUGUCAACGGGUACCACCCCAUGCCGGCAUACCCAUACCUGCAGAACUUUUACCCCAUGCAAAUACCCAUGGCAAUGCCCCACCAGCAGAUGCACCAACCACCACAAAUUGCUCCUAAAGCUGGUUCUCACCACAGUGGCAGUGGAUCCACAUCUACAGGCUACGUCACCACUGCCCCCUCCAACACUUCGGCCACUGAGCGAGCAGCUUUGCUGAAUGUGGACUCCAGGACCAACGAUGAAGGCUUGGCUGAUGGGGCGCCUCAGGACGAGCCCAACCAAGACCAGGUUUUGCCAGUUCCUGAAACAGAACUGCUUGGUGACACUGAGGCUCCUCAAAUUGAUGAACUGAUGAUCCACUUAUCAGACUCGUGAGGGAGGUGUUGUGUGAAGGACAGCUGAAAAAAUCAGUAAUCAGCAUCAAAUGAAGGGACAAACUUUACAUGAGACUAUUUGAAUGUUUUGAUGUUUUUAAUAACACUUCGUGUGUUAAGCAGCUCUAUGUUUUUUCAACACUCUUAUUUUUAUAGGCCAUGAAAUAUCAGCUGUUUUUACUGUUUCUGUGCAAAACAAUUUUUUUUAUUUUCCUUUAAAAAGUUGCAGUUGUUGCCUUCACAGAAGAAAGUGCUCAUUACAUUACCAUGAUUGUCAGGACGGCUGUAAAGCUGGACCCCCAAACACCAGCUGAUGUGGACCGUGCUGGAAUGCAGAACCAAAGCCUGAGGAGCUGCUACCUAAGUAGCAGAGUUCUGCAGUGUUGGACAAAAACUACUUUGUUUCACCCUUUCAUCGUAAUUUUAUUGUUGUUUUGGUGAUUAUUAUUUUUUGAUUUAUAAAGAAAAUGCAACGAGAGAAUGAUGAUUGUACAACAGAUGUAUAAUGGAAAUAAAUCUUUUAGAAUUUCUGAAAUAAGCAGUGAAUUUCUAACUUAGUAAUUUUACUAAGACGCGUUUUGGAACUUAACUCUAUCAGUCAGGACAAGAGCCUUAAUUUCAUGCAAAUGACAAUAGUUUUGAUCCGGGGAAAUUAAGUUUGCAAAACUCAGCAGUUGGAAAACUCAGGAGUUCCAGCUGCUGAGUUUUCCAUGUUCAGUAAAUGCUAACAGUGUAGAUGCUAACAGAGUAGAUGCUAACCAAGCAGAUGCUAGCAGAGUAAAUGCUAACAGAGUAGAUGCUAACCAAGCAGAUGCUAGCAGAGUAAAUGCUAACAGAGUAGAUGCUAACCAAGCAGAUGCUAGCAGAGUAAAUGCUAACAGAGUAGAUGCUAACCAAGCAGAUGCUAGCAGAGUAAAUGCUAACAGAGUAGAUGCUAACCAAGCAGAUGCUAGCAGAGUAAAUGCUAACAGAGUAGAUGCUAACCAAGCAGAUGCUAGCAGAGUAAAUGCUAACAGAGUAGAUGCUAACCAAGCAGAUGCUAGCAGAGUAAAUGCUAACAGAGUAGAUGCUAACCAAGCAGAUGCAGUAUUUUCGCUCCUGUAAUAUGCUACCCAUGCACUACGCUAACAUUUCCCCCUUGCUGAUGAAACUUUGAACAUUCACUGUCAUGACGUUGUACAGAUUUUUUUAUGUGUAUAUACUUUAAUCCCUUUCAUUUGUUAUGAUUUGCCUAUAGAGUGCUAAGCUUGGAGUUGAUAGUGUCUUUUUAUUUUUUUACUGUUUGUUUUUACUAAGCACAUUUUUGUUGUUUUCCAUUUUUUAUAAUCUUUUAUCAAAAAUGAAAUGUUAAAUAAAACGUUAGCAGCAGCAUCACGACAUGAAAUAUGAAACAUUGCAAACUAUAAUAUGUAGAGAAAAACACAACAUUAAUGCAGUAUCUGCAGAAGAGACAGAAAGAACAAUAAAAUAUCCACCUAUGGAUGAAUGAAUUAUUUGCUGUAAAAUUUUGUGCUACUUCUCACUGGUUCAAAAGAAUAAAGUACAACAGGAAUAAGUGGGAAUAAAAAGAUUAUCUGCAAGUCAAAACUGAAAAAAUAUAAAUGACUUCAACCCCACUUCCAAAAAAAUUGGGACAAAUACGAUAAUUCAGUGAUUUACAAACCUCAUACAUCCUCAUUUUUCCCCCAAU
Messenger RNA from Melanotaenia boesemani (Boeseman's rainbowfish), 4909 nucleotides. It is a transcript of the gene ror2, whose product is annotated as receptor tyrosine kinase-like orphan receptor 2. The coding region runs from base 410 to 3220 and encodes 936 amino acids. NCBI's taxonomy places the organism in Eukaryota, Metazoa, Chordata, Actinopteri, Atheriniformes, Melanotaeniidae. Gene Ontology annotation, biological process: protein phosphorylation; positive regulation of kinase activity; multicellular organism development. Gene Ontology annotation, molecular function: protein binding; ATP binding; transmembrane receptor protein tyrosine kinase activity. The transcript has 9 exons. Gene Ontology annotation, cellular component: signaling receptor complex. The record is from RefSeq and is a predicted model, not a curated record.